Messenger RNA from Pygocentrus nattereri (red-bellied piranha), 8430 nucleotides. RefSeq names its product clathrin, heavy chain a (Hc) (gene cltca). Gene Ontology annotation, cellular component: clathrin coat of trans-Golgi network vesicle; spindle; clathrin coat of coated pit. Gene Ontology annotation, molecular function: clathrin light chain binding; structural molecule activity. Bases 280 to 5202 code for a protein of 1640 amino acids. The transcript is spliced from 32 exons. Lineage: Eukaryota; Metazoa; Chordata; Actinopteri; Characiformes; Serrasalmidae. Gene Ontology annotation, biological process: intracellular protein transport; clathrin coat assembly; receptor-mediated endocytosis. The record is from RefSeq and is a predicted model, not a curated record.
GGGCAGAUUCCGCCGCCAUUGCAGCUUCCGAGAGUUACAGACCAGCGGCCACCGCUCGGCGACCUGGAGCAGAAGCGCCUGUUUAACUCUCGUCGGACGAGAAGAGUAGCUAGCACUUCCUCCGGCACGUUCACAGACGAUAAAGCUCCAGUCUGUUCGGUGGGACCCACGGCAAGCCAUCCUCGGGGAGCCCGGCUUGGAUCUGAGAGAGGAAGCUGUAUCGGUUAGCGAGCUAACGGUGAAAGCAGGAAUACGGAGGAGAGGGAAAGAGGAACGAUCAUGGCUCAGAUCCUACCUAUCAGAUUUCAGGAGCACCUGCAGCUCCAGAACUUGGGCAUCAACCCAGCCAACAUUGGGUUCAGCACCCUCACGAUGGAGUCCGAUAAAUUCAUCUGUGUCCGGGAAAAGGUUGGAGAGCAGGCACAGGUGGUGAUUAUCGACAUGGCUGACCCAAAUAGCCCUAUCCGUCGGCCCAUCUCUGCAGACAGCGCCAUCAUGAAUCCAGCCAGCAAAGUCAUUGCCCUCAAAGACGCUGCCAAAACUCUUCAGAUUUUUAACAUCGAGAUGAAGAGUAAGAUGAAGGCCCACACUAUGACUGAUGAUGUCACCUUCUGGAAGUGGAUCUCCCUCAACACGGUUGCUCUAGUGACUGAUAACGCCGUCUACCAUUGGAGCAUGGAGGGAGACUCGCAGCCAGUCAAAGUCUUUGAUCGCCACUCCAGUCUGGCAGGCUGCCAAAUUAUCAACUACCGCACUGACGCCAAGCAGAAAUGGCUCCUCCUUAUUGGCAUCUCAGCUCAGCAAAACAGAGUUGUAGGGGCGAUGCAGCUGUACUCUGUCGACAGGAAGGUGUCUCAGCCUAUUGAGGGCCAUGCUGCCAGCUUUGCUCAGUUCAAAAUGGAAGGAAACUCUGAAGAGUCAACUCUGUUCUGCUUUGCUGUCCGGGGCCAGGCUGGAGGAAAGCUUCACAUUAUUGAAGUAGGAACUCCACCAACUGGUAAUCAACCCUUUCCAAAGAAAGCUGUGGAUGUAUUCUUCCCUCCUGAAGCUCAGAAUGACUUCCCAGUGGCGAUGCAGAUCAGCCCCAAACAGGAUGUUGUGUUCCUCAUCACCAAAUAUGGUUACAUCCACCUGUAUGACCUGGAGACCGGGACCUGCAUCUACAUGAACAGAAUCAGCGGGGAGACCAUUUUUGUUACAGCACCUCAUGAGGCCACUUCUGGAAUCAUUGGCGUCAACAGGAAAGGACAGGUAUUGUCAGUAUGUGUGGAGGAGGAGAAUAUUAUUCCAUACAUCACCAACGUGCUACAGAACCCUGACCUGGCCCUGCGUAUGGCUGUGAGGAACAACCUGGCUGGAGCCGAGGAGCUCUUUGCCCGCAAGUUCAACAACCUCUUUGCUGGUGGCAACUACUCUGAGGCUGCCAAAGUGGCCGCCAAUGCUCCAAAGGGGAUUCUGCGUACACCAGACACCAUCCGGCGGUUCCAGAGUGUGCCGGCCCAGACAGGCCAGACCUCUCCUCUGCUACAGUACUUCGGCAUCCUGCUGGACCAGGGCCAGCUCAACAAGUUUGAGUCUCUGGAGUUGUGCAGGCCUGUCCUGCAACAGGGUCGUAAACAGCUGCUGGAGAAAUGGCUCAAAGAAGACAAGCUGGAGUGUUCUGAGGAGCUGGGAGACCUGGUGAAAUCUGUAGAUCCCACUCUAGCACUCAGUGUCUACCUGAGAGCCAAUGUCCCUAACAAAGUCAUCCAGUGUUUUGCUGAAACUGGACAGUUUCCUAAGAUAGUUCUGUAUGCCAAAAAGGUGGGCUACACUCCAGACUGGAUCUUCCUGCUGAGGAAUGUGAUGCGGAUUAGUCCGGAUCAAGGCCUGCAGUUUGCGCAGAUGCUGGUUCAGGAUGAGGAGCCACUGGCUGAUAUUACACAGAUUGUAGAUGUGUUUAUGGAGUACAACUUGAUCCAGCAGUGCACAUCCUUCCUUUUGGAUGCCCUUAAAAACAACCGCCCCUCAGAGGGUCCGCUGCAGACACGUCUGCUUGAGAUGAACCUCAUGCAUGCACCUCAGGUUGCUGAUGCUAUCUUGGGAAAUCAGAUGUUCACUAAUUAUGACCGCGCCCAUAUUGCCCAGCUGUGUGAGAAGGCAGGACUACUGCAGAGAGCUCUGGAGCACUACACAGACUUGUAUGACAUCAAACGGGCUGUCGUGCACACACACCUGCUCAACCCAGAGUGGUUAGUAAACUUCUUUGGCUCUCUGUCGGUGGAGGACUCUCUGGAGUGUCUGAGAGCCAUGCUCUCUGCCAACAUCAGACAAAAUCUCCAGAUUUGCGUGCAGGUGGCCUCCAAGUACCACGAGCAGCUCUCCACCCAGUCCCUAACUGAGCUCUUCGAGUCAUUCAAGAGCUUUGAGGGUCUAUUUUACUUCCUUGGCUCCAUUGUGAACUUCAGUCAGGACCCAGAAGUCCAUUUCAAGUACAUCCAGGCCGCCUGCAAGACAGGCCAGAUCAAGGAAGUGGAGCGCAUUUGCCGAGAGAGCAACUGCUACGACCCUGAACGUGUCAAGAACUUCCUCAAGGAGGCAAAACUCACCGACCAGCUGCCUCUCAUCAUUGUGUGUGAUCGCUUUGACUUCGUCCAUGACCUGGUGCUGUACCUGUAUCGCAACAACCUCCAGAAGUACAUUGAGAUCUACGUACAGAAGGUGAACCCUAGUCGUCUGCCAGUGGUGAUUGGUGGUCUGUUGGAUGUGGAUUGCUCUGAGGAUGUGAUUAAAAACCUGAUCCUCGUGGUGAGGGGCCAGUUCUCCACUGAUGAGUUGGUGGCUGAGGUAGAGAAGAGGAACAGACUGAAGCUGCUGUUGCCCUGGCUGGAGGCUCGCAUACAUGAAGGCUGCGAAGAACCUGCAACCCACAAUGCCUUGGCCAAGAUCUACAUUGACAGCAACAAUAACCCAGAGCGCUUCCUGCGGGAGAACCCCUACUAUGAUAGUCGUGUGGUUGGCAAAUACUGCGAGAAGAGGGACCCCCACCUGGCCUGUGUGGCCUAUGAGAGAGGCCAGUGUGACCAAGAACUCAUCCAUGUGUGUAAUGAAAACUCCUUGUUUAAGAGUCUGUCUCGUUAUCUGGUACGUCGUCGGGAUCCUGAGCUUUGGGCCAGCGUGCUGCUUGAAACCAACCCCUUCAGAAGGCCUCUUAUCGACCAGGUGGUGCAGACGGCACUGUCAGAGACUCAAGACCCAGAGGAGGUGUCUGUCACAGUCAAGGCCUUCAUGACCGCCGACCUGCCGAAUGAACUUAUUGAGCUUCUGGAAAAGAUAGUCUUGGAUAAUUCUGUAUUCAGUGAACACAGGAACCUACAGAACUUGCUGAUUUUGACAGCCAUCAAAGCAGACCGCACGCGUGUCAUGGAGUACAUUAACCGUCUGGACAACUAUGACGCUCCUGACAUUGCCAACAUUGCUAUUAGCAGCGAACUCUUUGAGGAGGCCUUUGCUAUUUUCAGGAAAUUUGAUGUCAACACCUCAGCAGUGCAGGUUCUGAUUGAGCACAUCGGUAACCUGGACCGGGCAUAUGAGUUUGCAGAGCGCUGCAAUGAGCCGGCUGUAUGGAGCCAGCUGGCUAAGGCUCAGCUCCAGAAAGGCCUAGUCAAAGAGGCCAUCGACUCCUACAUUAAGGCUGCAGACCCGUCUGCUUACAUGGAAGUAGUACAGGCAGCUGACCAAAGUGGUAAUUGGGAAGACUUGGUGAAAUUCCUGCAGAUGGCUCGUAAAAAGGCCAGAGAGUCGUAUGUAGAGACAGAGUUGAUCUUUGCUCUGGCUAAAACCAACCGGCUGGCUGAGCUGGAAGAGUUUAUUAAUGGCCCCAACAAUGCCCACAUCCAGCAGGUGGGUGAUCGCUGCUAUGAUGAGAAGAUGUACGAGGCUGCCAAAUUGCUCUAUAACAAUGUGUCCAACUUUGGCCGUCUGGCCUCCACUCUCGUUCACCUUGGAGAAUACCAGGCUGCUGUGGAUGGAGCUCGCAAAGCCAACAGCACACGCACAUGGAAGGAGGUGUGCUUUGCCUGUGUCGAUGGCAAAGAGUUCAGACUGGCUCAGAUGUGCGGCCUUCACAUUGUAGUCCAUGCUGAUGAACUGGAAGAGCUGAUCAACUACUACCAGGACCGUGGUUACUUUGAGGAGCUGAUCACUAUGCUGGAGGCGGCUCUGGGACUGGAGCGUGCUCACAUGGGCAUGUUCACAGAACUGGCCAUACUCUACUCCAAAUUCAAACCUCAGAAGAUGAGGGAGCACCUGGAGCUCUUCUGGUCCAGGGUCAACAUCCCAAAGGUGCUGCGGGCAGCAGAGCAGGCCCAUCUGUGGGCAGAGCUAGUCUUUCUGUAUGACAAGUACGAGGAGUAUGACAAUGCCAUCAUCACCAUGAUGAACCACCCCACAGAUGCCUGGAAAGAGAGCCAGUUCAAGGACAUCAUCACCAAGGUGGCCAAUGUGGAGCUGUAUUACAAAGCAGUCCAGUUUUACUUGGAGUUCAAGCCUUUGUUACUGAAUGACCUUCUCAUAGUGCUUUCACCACGACUGGACCACUCGCGCGCUGUCAAUUUCUUCACAAAGGUUAAGCAGCUCCCACUUGUCAAACCCUACCUGCGAUCUGUACAGAACCAUAACAACAAGUCUGUCAACGAAGCACUUAACAACCUUUUCAUUACAGAGGAAGACUACCAGGCACUUCGGACGUCUAUAGACGCAUAUGAUAACUUUGACAACAUUGCACUGGCUCAGCGGCUGGAGAAGCAUGAGCUCAUUGAAUUCAGGAGAAUUGCUGCCUACCUCUUUAAAGGCAACAACCGCUGGAAACAGAGUGUGGAGCUCUGCAAGAAGGACAAACUUUACAAGGAUGCCAUGCAAUACGCUUCAGAGUCAAAGGACAUAGAACUGGCAGAGGAGCUGCUGCAGUGGUUCCUGCUGGAGGACAAGAAAGAGUGUUUUGCUGCUUGCCUAUUCACCUGCUAUGACCUGCUCCGACCCGAUGUGGUACUGGAGACUGCUUGGAGGCACAACAUCAUGGACUUCUCCAUGCCGUACUUCAUCCAGGUUAUGAGGGAGUACCUCAGCAAGGUUGAUGCAAUUAAAGAUAAGGUGAAAGAUGAUUUUUCUUUCCUCAUUCAUCAUCUUUCUUUUGCUUUGUUGUUUUUUUGUUUAGCCUGGUGAAUUGAAACUUUGGAACUCUGCAUGAGAUUUUUUUUGUUGCUAAUGAAAUGUUACACUGCUUCUUCUAAACCACAUGUGUACACAGUGUCUUAUUAAGCUGACAUAAACCAUAGCUGUGUAUUUAGUGAGCACUGCAGUACACUUGUAGUUACUAAUGACAUGCCUUAGUUGGGUAUCUAAGACAGUCCCUCCAUGGGAUCCUGCUGCUGAUUAAUGGUCCUGAUACACAUACUGUCCCAACUAUUACAGUGCAUCAGAAUGGACAGAAUGGGCAUUCCUAAACAAAGUUAUUUGGAAAACAAGAGUAACUGUAUAAAGAAACAAAUUGCUGGUGUGUUUAUGCAAAAUGCAUACAUAUUUUUGGCCAAAUGUUUGUGGAGCCCACAGAAAUGUGCCUGGCGGUUAAUUCUGUGCCAGCCACCAAACACCAAAUAAUAGUACCACACUUGGCCUUUUAUCCAUUCUGUGCAUUCUUGUUCUUUGAACCUGUUAUUCAAGUUUUCAACAUUGUAAUGCUAAUUGCCAGAGCAGGGGUAUCAAAUUUUAGGUCCUUGUGAGCCACAGUUCUGCAAGGGUUAUAGGUUUUUCCUCUUCAGACAAUCUGAAUUCAACUUAAAAAAAAAAAAAAAAGUGCAAAAUGAUCUAAUGAGUUGAAUCAGGUGUGUUCAGAUUUCUCCAUAGUUCUGUUGUUGGGAUGUUAACAAAAUUAUAUAAAGUGUUGUGUUGGGACAAACAAAAGCAUUGUAGGGGGGAAGAAACAGCAUUUUUAUAGCAUUGAUGAUUGGAACCAGGGGUUGUGAUGCAAAUAUGCAAUGCAAAUAUGGACAUUUACAAUCCUGUAAAUGUCUUCUGGGUGUUUUACAUGUAAUGAAAUAAAAUAGUGGUAAAUUUUGUAAAAGAAAUUUAAGGUGGAGUUCAUUUUUAAAGGAGCUGGAAUGCUAAACCAUGCAGGGCUCUUGUGGUCCAAAGCUGGAGUCUGAAAGAGCUGCUCUAGGGUGUUCAGGGGGAAGCCAUGUAAUAUACAAACAAGACAGACAAUGUUGGAGCAGUGUAGAAUUUUACCAGUUAUAUUCAAUGGCUUGGUUAUAUAGUUUAGGGAAGCACCAUUUUGUCUGCAAAACUUGCAACCAGUUGUGGAUUGCAUGAGCUCUGGCACUAAAACUGUAUGCUAAUAAAUGCACACUAGCUAGGUUUGUGCGAGAGGACUACGGAGGGGGAACGUGCCUCUACUGUUUUAAUGUUAUGACAUUUAAAGUGUUGUGGAAGUAAUUAAACAUUCGGGUUGAAGUGAUUUCAGUUAAUCACUUAAUAUUCCACAAAAAUUCCAGGAAAUCUGUAGUACAUCUGUAUCUGUAUGAAACCAGAUUCCGAUUUGUCCGUCUUUUCAAAGAUGCAUAUUCCCUCUUGGAUGUUUGAAUGCUGAGUUGCCAGUUUAUCAGGAACACUUACCUUGUAUCCACACUCAUUGGCCAAUUUAUAGACACUUUGAAGGUACAAAUACUGACUGUACUUCAGCUGUUACUGUGGACAAUUUAACAGCCGCCUUCUAUGCCUUUUCUUCAUUGAAAAAGGAUCACUAUAGGAACACCUGUGUUUACAGUCAGUAAUUCACCUGUAAGGUAGGUGUACCUGAUUUAAAAUGGCCAGUGAGUACAGCUACAAAUUUGAUGUACCUAACAAUAAACUAGCAACUUGGAUUCAUUAAUGUUUUGCUUGUAGUAAUGGAUUUUUUGCACCUUGGUAUCAUGUCACAUGCUGUCCACACAAGGCAUCUGCAGCACCCUGACUGACCUAAAAGGAUUGCUAAUUACUAUUCUUUGUUUGCAUUAUUUAUCCAAGGAUCCUCUUACUGGUUAAAUGACUCAUGCCUGCUUUUCUGUGCUUUGGAACCGGUGCCACAUGUUUCAUGCACAUAUAUUAAUGGACCAGAUGAACCUAAAUCCUUUAAAGGCUGCUUUUAGCAGCUUUACUUUUUCAGAUAAUUUGAGUAUGUAUGAGUCUCUUCUGUGUGGAUUGCUGGGUAAUGAACUUAGAACUCUGUGAUUUGUAUACUUUAGAUAUUUUCAGCAGCUUUUGAAGAUCAUCUCAUGAUCUUGUAACAAAAACGUCUGGAGAGAUCUGAGACAUUUUGGGCUAAAUGUGUGCAAAUCUAGGGGACAGACUGAGUGAAAUUUCUAAACCAAUCCAAUGGCGUCUAUAGGUUGAGCUCAAAGUGGGGAUUAAACAUUUUCUGAUUGACAACAAACCUGUCGUUAGCCCAUGUAUGUAACACAAGUUAGCAUGGCUGCAAAGUCUCCCAAAAAUAAGCCGCAUACCCUUGUUUGCAGUGGAUUUAACUGCCAUCUGGCACCAAAAAUUUGUCCCCAGACAUUUAUUCUUGUUGCAAGAGCAAAUCUAAGUUUACCAGUUUUUGCUUCCUGACAAUGAAGCAAACAAUUGAUUUUGACACACUGAAUGUUUUUUACUCUGACUUUAGCUUAGUUCAUUUGUUUUAGUUUCAAGAUGGCCUGCUUUAUUGACUUUACCACUUCUUUAGUCCUUAUGUUGAGAGAGCAGCUGCCAUUCUUCUAUAAUUGCUUCCAUUCCUUCUGUUAGCGCUCUUGUGCAUAAGAUAACUGAUGCACUGACGUGUAGCUGAGGAAGAAACCAAGCACCCAAUUGUCCAAUUAAGUUUGCCCAGUAAAUUGGCAGAGAGAACAUGUUGUGAAAAUUUAAGCUGACAGUUUUAUCUUCAUAAUCAUUUCAAAUCUAAUGUGCUACAACAACAAAACAAAUGUUCACGGUUAAUUUACUGCACUAAUUACACAGUAACAGCUCAGAUUCUGUAAUUAAUUUAGAACUUUAUCUACAUCUGCCAUCUGUUUCUCUUUUUGUUGUGUUUUUCCUGCUUGCUUGUUUGCAUUGAUUGCCUUAAGGGUUUGGUUCCCUACAGACUGAUUCUGUCUUAACUAUGGGAAUGUUAUAGAAAUAGAAUGGUGGGACUAUGAUUUGCAGCUCUGCUGAUAAUAAUUCAUCUUGUUCUCCACUUUUGUAAUUAUUUGAAUGUAUAUAUAUUUUCCAUUGAGAUUUAUACUGUAAAACCAAAGGAAAACAAGUUGCUAGGCAUGGUCCCAUCGGUUAGGGUUAAUGCUUCAUCCCUUGGUGAAUUCUAUCACAAUAUUACUAAAAUUAGUUUUUGCUUUUUAGGUAUCAUUUUAAGAUAUAUGCAGGAAAAAAUAUUGAAGUGUC